AUGGAUCCAUUAGAAGAACAAGCUCAAGAACUUGAAGUUCUUGAAUCUAUUUAUCCUGAUGAGUUGGUGAAACAUUCAGAAUCCAAGUUUGACUUGUUAAUAUCGUUAGAUACUGCUUCAAAUAGAAAUCAUUCCAUUAAGUUAAAGGUUACUUAUCCAUCACAAUAUCCUGAUGAGAUACCUAUACUAGAAUUAGAGACUAUAAGUUCUGAUGAAGACGAUGAAGAUGAUGAUAGUGACGAUGAUGAAGAAGCUAAACAGAAUAAGAGGAUUAUCAACUUACCUGAACUUGUAGAGUUUACUAAUGAUGACUUAAGGCUUCUUGAAAGUAAGUUGAAUGAAGAAGCUACUAUGCAAUUAGGGAUCCCUUCAGUGUUUGCCCUUGCUACGUUGUUGAAGGACGAAGCCGAAACUUUGUUUACAAAGAAACUUGAAACCUUGGAAAAUAAACGUCAAGAUGAAUUGAAUAAACAAGAAGCUGAGCUUUCUAAGAAGUUCAUAGGUACUAAGGUAACUAAAGAAUCAUUUGAGAGUUGGAGAGAGAAUUUCCGUAAGGAGAUGCAUAUUGAUGAGAAGUUGGAGUUGUUCUAUAAGAAUCAACAUCAAGGGAAGUUAUCAGGGAGAGAGAUAUUUGAGAAAGGGUUGGCUAAUGAAGAAGAUAUCGAUAUAGAGAGUUUGAAGUUGAGUGCAUAA
Messenger RNA from Yamadazyma jaroonii, 693 nucleotides. The record is from the annotation of a GenBank genome assembly. NCBI's taxonomy places the organism in Eukaryota, Fungi, Ascomycota, Pichiomycetes, Serinales, Debaryomycetaceae.